AUGCGCCAAGCACUUGUACACGACACUAGGAACAAAAACCCAGACGCCGAGAGAGACACCUACAAGGUAACCGGCUGGAGCCGCUCACAAGGCGGCAACCGAAGAGUCACGCCCAGCGAGGAAGAUUCAGAGGUAACUAGCAGCUUCCUGGAGAAGCGCUUGCCCAACGGUGACGUUUACAUGGGGAGUUUCUCGGGCAACGCGCCCAGCGGAUCGGGGAAGUAUCUGUGGAGAGACGGGUGUAUGUACGAGGGUGAGUGGAAGAAAGGGAAGGCGUGCGGGAAGGGGAAGUUCUCGUGGCCUUCAGGUGCCACCUACGAGGGGGAAUUCAAAUCGGGUCGGAUGGAGGGGGUUGGGACCUUUACUGGAUCCGAGGGCGAGACGUACUGCGGGUCGUGGAGCUCCGACAGAAAGCAAGGGUACGGCCAGAAGUGUUACGCGAACGGGGACUUCUACGAGGGGUUGUGGAAGCGGAACGUUCAGGAGGGGGAGGGAAGGUACGUGUGGAGAAACGGAAACGAGUACUGCGGGGAAUGGAGGAACGGGGUGAUUUGUGGGCGGGGUUCGCUGAUUUGGGCCAAUGGGAAUCGUUACGAGGGGCAGUGGGAGAACGGGGUUCCCAAGGGGCAAGGGGUUUUCACUUGGCCCGAUGGGAGCUGCUAUGUUGGGUGCUGGAACAAGGACCUCAAGGUGCACCAGCUGGACGGAACUUUUUACCCCGGCACUGGUGAUAAUUUCACUGUCACUAUGAGGAAGAGGUCCUCCGUUGACAGUUCCAGAGGGAGUUGUGUGAAGAGUUUUCCCAGGAUUUGCAUCUGGGAAUCGGAGGGUGAAGCGGGGGAUAUAACCUGUGAUAUCAUCGAUAAUGUGUCCUUGUUGUAUCGGGAUGGGAAUGAAACCGGGUCGGAUCGGGGACAUAUUAAGCCGUUUCGACGGAAUCCUUGUUGUUUUACCGGUGAGGUGAAGAGACCGGGCCAGACUAUAUCCAAGGGACAUAAGAAUUACGAUCUUAUGCUUAAUCUGCAAUUGGGAAUAAGAUACUCUGUUGGGAAGGAAGCUUCCAUUUCGCGAGAGCUUAAAUCGAGCGAUUUUGAUCCCAAGGAGAAGUUCUGGACUAGGUUUCCCUCUGAAGGAUCUAAGAUUACGCCACCACAUCUAUCGGCGGAGUUCCGCUGGAAGGACUACUGCCCUAUGGUUUUUAGACAGUUGAGGAAGCUAUUUCAGGUGGACCCAGCUGAUUACAUGUUGGCCAUAUGUGGGAAUGAUGCCCUCAGGGAGCUUUCCUCUCCGGGGAAAAGUGGAAGCUUCUUCUACUUGACUCAGGAUGACAGGUUUAUGAUAAAAACCGUGAAGAAAUCCGAAGUCAAGGUGCUUCUUCGGAUGCUCCGAAGUUAUUACCGACAUGUUUCUGAUUAUGAGAACUCACUUGUUACAAAGUUCUAUGGAGUACACUGUGUCAAACCAAUUGGAGGCCAAAAGACACGCUUUAUUGUGAUGGGCAACCUUUUCUGCUCGGAAUAUCCAAUCCAUAGACGAUUUGACUUAAAAGGAUCUUCCCAUGGUCGUACAACAGAUAAGACCAAGGAGGAAAUUGAUGAAACCACCACCCUUAAGGACCUGGAUCUCAAUUUUGUGUUUCGUCUACAAAAAAAUUGUUUCCAGGAUCUCAUCAAACAAAUUGAGCGGGACUGUGAGUUCUUGGAAGCCGAGGGAAUUAUGGAUUACAGUCUCUUAGUCGGUCUUCAUUUUCGUGAUGAUAAUACAUAUGAAAAAAUGGGAUUGUCACCGUUUCUUUUGCGCACUGGAAAGGGGGAUUCCUAUCAGAGCGAAAAGUUCAUGCGUGGUUAUCGCUUUCUUGAAGCAGAGCUGCAGGAUAGAGAUCGGGUUAAAUCUGGUCGGAGAUCAUUGAUUAGACUAGGAGCCAAUAUGCCUGCGAGAGCAGAGCGCUUGGCUCGGAGGAGUUAUUUUGAUCAAUACUCCCCUUGUUGCAGCGGUGAAACAUACGACGUUGUUUUAUAUUUUGGGAUUAUUGACAUUUUGCAAGAUUACGAUAUCAGCAAGAAACUGGAGCAUGCUUACAAGUCUUUACAGGUUAACCCGUCAUCAAUCUCAGCCGUUGAUCCGAAGCUCUAUUCAAAAAGGUUCCGGGAUUUUGUGGGUAGAAUAUUCAUUGAGGACUGGUAA
Sphenostylis stenocarpa is the source of this 2184-nucleotide messenger RNA. The record is from the annotation of a GenBank genome assembly. NCBI's taxonomy places the organism in Eukaryota, Viridiplantae, Streptophyta, Magnoliopsida, Fabales, Fabaceae.